AUGAGAGACGAAAUUGCAACAGCAGUUUUCUUCGUCACAAGACUGGCAAAAAAACAUGAAAAACUGAGUAAACAGCAAAUAGAGGUCUUUGCAGAAAAGUUGAUGAGAAUCUUGUUUGAAACAUACAGAGGUCACUGGCACCCUGGUUACCCUUCUAAAGGACAAGCCUUCAGGUGUAUCAGGAUAAACAAUAAUCAGAAUAAAGACCCUAUUUUGGAAAAGGCUUGUACUGAGAGUAAUGUGAAAUUUUCUCACCUGGGACUGCCAACGGAGAUGACCAUAUGGGUAGAUCCUUCUGAAGUGUGCUGUAGGUAUGGUGAGAAAAGUCACCCAUUUACAAUCGCUUCUUUUAAAGGCAGAUGGGAGGAAUGGGAACUAGCUCUCCAAAUUAGUUAUGCUGUUAACAGAGCCACCUUGGAUGACUCCUCUGGCACCACUUCUGAUGAAGAAAGUUGUAGGGAGCCUCGGGCCAUUCCUAAAGUCAGCAAUCCCAAGAGCAUCUAUCAGGUUGAAAACCUCAAACAGCCCUUCCAACCUUGGUGCUGCAUCCCCCGCAGAAGGAAUGUGGUGGGUGGUAGUGUGGACCUCCUAGCUAAGGCGUACCAUGCUGCACAUAGGAGCCUCAGGUGUUACAGGCCCGCAGUGUGCCGCGUGGACAGGUACCACUGGGUCAACACAAGUGAUAACCCAGAGGCAAGGAGUGCAGUAGGAGAGCUCAGAGGAGAGGCUGUGGUUCCCCUAAAACAAAAACGAGUUUAA
Messenger RNA from Castor canadensis (American beaver), 759 nucleotides. Lineage: Eukaryota; Metazoa; Chordata; Mammalia; Rodentia; Castoridae. The record is from RefSeq and is a predicted model, not a curated record.